AGCGGUCGUAGAACUCUGUCAUCUGCUGGGGACCGGAACCACUGAAGGACUCCAUGAGGCUCUUUACAUCGGCCACAGUUCUGCUGCAGUCAGCCAUGAUGAGGACAAGACUUCAGAACUGCUGCAGAACCCAGAAGCACCGACACACUGACAUUGAACCAGAACCCCCAGAACCAUGGCAACGAGUUCAGCCACCCGCCGAUCUGUGGGCCUCGUGUUGCUGUGCAUCCAUGUUUGGCUGUUGGAGGGAAAAUCUGCAAGAGUCUCUACGGAUGAAGACGUUCUGCUGCCGUACGUGGAGGAUCAUGGCCCUUCCCACUCUCACCACCAUGUCAGUGUCUCCCAGCCUCCGGGCCAUGGCGGGACCACGUACGAGACCUGGCCGUCCAGCAGCCACAAUACACUCCCAGUAGCUGAGUCGACUGUUUUCAUAUCAGAAGUACCAGACAGCUCGGGCAGGUCCCGCUGGGUCUACGGUCACAUGGCGCUGGUCCACGACCCACUGAGGACUCUGUCGGUGAUGGAGCCGGGCGGGCCGGGCGGCUGUGAGAAGAGCCGCAGGGCGACAGUGGAGGAGACGGCCGCGGCCGCUGGAUGUCUGUACGCUCAGAACGCCGGCUUCUUCAACACCAUCAACGACCAGUGUGUGGGCAACGUGGUGAGCGACGGGAGGAGGGUGAGGGACAGCGGGGGCGUGCAGAACGCCCAGUUCGGCAUCAGGAAGGAUGGAAGCCUGGUGUUCGGGUAUUUAUCACAGGAAGAGGUUUUGGACCGGUCCAACCCGUUUGUUCAGUUGGUCAGCGGGGUGGUGUGGCUGCUGAGGAACGGCGAGGUUUACAUCAACCAGAGUCUGAAGGCUGAGUGCAACAAGAUGGUCGACCAGGAGGUGUUUCGUGAUUUUGUGGACGUGCUGUCAGCGAGGACUGUCGUGGGUCACGAUGCAGAUGGUAACCUGGUCCUGUUCCAUGUGGAGGGAAAGACCCUGGAAAGAGGUAUGAAUCUCUGGGAGGUGGCACAGUUCCUGAAGAAACACGGAGUGAUCAAUGCUAUUAAUCUGGACGGAGGCGGGUCUUCCAGCUUUGUGAUCAAUGGCACGUUGGUCAGCUACCCUCCCGACCCAUGUAAAUCUGACAGCAGGUGGUGCUGUGCUCGACCCGUCUCCACCAUCCUGUGCGUUCACCCGCGGCGCUGCCAGCCGGCAAACUGCAGCGGACACGGAGACUGUGUGGACGGACGCUGUCGGUGUCAGGACGGCUGGCAGGGCGCCGCCUGUGACUCUCUGGUGUGUCGGCCGCCAGCCUGCGGUCCUCACGGUGUCUGCACUGCCGAUGGGUGUGUCUGUGCUGCUGGAUGGAGAGGAAAGAACUGCCGCCAAGAGUGCUCGCCAGGUUACUAUGGUGACGGCUGCAGACACACCUGCGUAUGCUUUAACGGCGCUCACUGUCACCACGUCAGCGGACGCUGCACCUGUCCUCCUGGUUUCCAUGGCAACCUCUGUGAACAAGUGUGUCCUCCAGGUCUCUACGGGCUGUCCUGUGCUGAGAGAUGUCAGUGUGGUGACCAGUGUCCAUGUGACCCGCGGACAGGAAGCUGCUCCUCCCUCAGUGGCGGUAGAUUAACAGGAGGUGUUUACUCCUCCACAGCAGGACAGUGUCUGGCUAAACAGAUGUUUGCAUUGUGGAGACAACAGGAGGAGGCUCACAGAGACGAACCUUACCUAUCAGAACGAGCCUGGCUCAUGAUCACCGUCACACUGGCCUCCCUGCUGCUGAUCCCACUGGUGGUUCGGCUCAUCGUUGCGAGCUGGAGACGGUUGAUUUUCAGUUAUUCCUACAGAAAAGUUCAACGAGCGACAUCAACGGAGAAGCACUGUCUGUCAGAGUGCCUCAUCUUUACUGACAACACAAGAGGAUCAGCGAGGCAAAUGUAGAUAAAUACCUCGGAGAGUUAUCCAAAAUACAUUUUACGUGCUAAUACAUAUGAAGACAUGCUGAGAAACAGCACUCAGAUAUCCAGUGACUAGAAAAACCUAGAAGAUGUUGAAGAAAAUGAAACAAUACAGAGAUGUGGACUGAAAUGAGUCAAGCUGGGCCCCACUGAAGGACUGAUGAUGAUCCGACCAUUGAACUACUAACUGCAACAACACCAGACUCCCUUAGGAUAUUGUACAAUUUUAAGAAUUGUUGCUUGAAGAGAAACUUUAUAAACACUAUGAAACUGUGUCUCUGACAGAUUCUGACUCAUUGUGUCCUUGUUGUAAAUUCAGCAUUAAACCAG
Messenger RNA from Acanthopagrus latus (yellowfin seabream), 2277 nucleotides. RefSeq names its product N-acetylglucosamine-1-phosphodiester alpha-N-acetylglucosaminidase-like. The record is from RefSeq and is a predicted model, not a curated record. The coding region runs from base 176 to 1930 and encodes 584 amino acids. The transcript has 13 exons. NCBI's taxonomy places the organism in Eukaryota, Metazoa, Chordata, Actinopteri, Spariformes, Sparidae.